AUGCCUCUCGCUCCUUUAUUCUCUGUCCUGCUCCUGGCAGCAGCAGCAUCGGCAACUCCCCUCGCGGUGCGCGCCGCCGACCCAACAGGCACGAUCCAAUGCCCCAUCGUCUUUGACGGGCGGGUGCCGACGACGCUGGUGUCGACGGACCUGGACGACGCGACCCGCUCGCCCUUCAACACCGGCUACGUCAAGGGCGAAGGUCUCAAGUGGAGCGACAUCAUCAAGUUCCCUACCGAGGUAGGACAGCCGCGGUUCGAGAACUCGUCGAGCCACAAGCCCAUCACGGUCACGCUGAGUGAUCGGUCCAUCUUUCAGACCCAGAGGGGGUUCAGGAGGGCGGGUUUGCAGUUCAAGGAUGAUGCGAACACGGGUGGGAGGGGUGCUGUCGGGGUCAGGACGCUGCAUUGGAGUGUCAAGAUUGAUCCGGCGAGGGGGUUGAAUCUGAGCCAUGAGUAUCUUAAUGUCUGGCACGAGACGGCCGACUACUCGGCCAACCAGUUCAACUUUGAGAUGGGCAGCAUUCUAGGCCAGCCUGACCUGCCUAGUGACACGUUCAAGAUUCUCGACCGCCGCAACCAGCAGAUUUGGUCAACGCCCAUUGACGAGACUGCGUGGAACAACUUUGCCGUCACCAUUGACUAUGACAAAAACACGUUGCGUAUCUACUACUCCAAAAACGACGAACCUCUCAAGGCGGCCUCCUGCACAGCGUCGCCCAAUGACAACUCGGGCGAAGGCCAGUACCAACUAGGCCUGCUCAAGAAGCCGACGGGAACCGACGACGUGGUCAACUCUGGGUACCAGGCCAGCGGGAUAGAUGAGGGUCUAAUCUACGGUGGCAUCUUCCUGGAAGAUAGCGCGGAUGGGUGCGUUUCUUUGUGAUGGGCAGUUAUUUUGUUUUGGGGGACGAUGACUCCCUGUGUCAGGGCCACAACGGCGCAUGUCAAGCCUGCAUGGGGUGUAUACCCAGGACUGCUUUGGGGUUGCGAUUAGGUUCUAGAUUGGCUAAGCAAGGCCCUGCAACUGCGAAUGAAGACAAGGGACCUCCUAACCUGCAUAGACCUACUUUGGAUAUAUGCUUUUUUUUCGAUAGCAAGCCGUCUGUUUAUAGCUUUAGUUGUUUUUUUUUGGCAUAAUUGCCGCCUGUAUCUAUCUAUUCACUAGGUUUUCCUUUUCUUGGCAUGUAGUUUUCGGGCAAGCCGAACAUGAGCGAUGGACUAGGAACAGGCCAGCCAGUGGUUAUUAUGCGAUGAAAUGCAAGUUACGAGUCGCGACUUCAUUUCAGUGUCAGUGAAAGCAUUUGCGCUAUUAAUAGGUACAUGCUUGAACAGAGUACUACUAUAAUAAGUCCAGCCGGG
This is a messenger RNA of Pyricularia grisea, 1361 nucleotides long. RefSeq lists its product as uncharacterized. The record is from RefSeq and is a predicted model, not a curated record. Bases 1 to 885 code for a protein of 294 amino acids. The transcript has 3 exons. NCBI's taxonomy places the organism in Eukaryota, Fungi, Ascomycota, Sordariomycetes, Magnaporthales, Pyriculariaceae.